AUGAAUGUUUUUAAACUUCCUAGAAGAUUGUGCAAAGAAAUUUCAGCUUUGUUGGGAAACUUUUGGUGGGGGAAAAAUAAAGACAGAAAAGGGAUCCAUUGGAAAAGCUGGGACUGUUUGGCAGGGGCAAAAAACAGUGGAGGAUUGGGUUUUAGAAACUUGGAGGACUUCAAUGUGGCCUUAUUAGGUAAACAUGUUUGGAGGUUUUUAAAUGACCCCACAUCAUUAGUGGCACAGGUAUACAACAGUAAAUACCAUAGAAAUAGUUGUAUUUUGGAUGCAAAGGUUGGCAAUGCGCCAUCUUUUAUAUGGAGAAGUGUGUGGGCAGCAAAAGAGGUUACUAAAGAAGGGCUAAUAUGGCAGGUGGGUAAUGGAAGAAGUAUUAAGAUCUGGAAACACAGGUGGUUACCUAAACCUUCAUCUUAUUGUGUUAAAUCUUUGGUCUCCUCACUAGGGAUUGAGGCAAGGGUUUCAGAUUUAAUUAUCCCAGAAUUGAAGGUGUGGAAUGAGAAGCUUAUUAGAGACCAUUUUGGUGUUGAGGAGGCUGAACUGAUUUGUAGUAUGCCUAUUAGCAAAAGAGAAGGGGAAGAUAAGAGGAUAUGGAUUCAUUGUACUGAUGGGAAGUUUAAUGUUAAAAGUGCAUAUCACAUGGCAAGAGACAUAAGGAGAAGGGAAGAAGGAGAGGUUUUGGGAGGGGGAAAAGAAGCUGAUAGGUGGAGAAAACUAUGGAGUUUAAACAUUCUAGGGGCCACAAAAAAUUUUGUAUGGAGGGCAUGUACCAACUCUCUUCCCUCGAAAGCUUUGCUUCUCAAGAAAAGUGUUGGGGUAACUGAUAAGUGCCCAAUUUGUAAAACUGAAAAUGAGACAAUUUUACAUGCUUUAUGGCAGUGCACAGCCGUGAAUGAUGUGUGGGCCUGUAAGGGGAGUGGUGUGCUGAAAUGGAGUGCUAUGGCAGAGGAUUUUAGGGAUCUAUGGGAUAGACUUUGUUUGAAACUAAACUCUAGUUUAUUAGAGGAAGUGAUAGUUAUUCUCAGGGGUAUUUGGCAUAGACGAAAUAAAUUUGUUUUUGAAAAUAUUUUUUCUGGUCCUGCACAGGUUAUUGAAGGGGCCAUUCAAUCCUUAGAUGGUUUUAGAGAAGCUUUGAGGAAUAAUGAAACUAACUCGAAAGGUGGGAGCCCUGUGUCUACCAUCAAACAGUGGUAG
Molecule: messenger RNA, 1203 nt
Organism: Juglans microcarpa x Juglans regia
Lineage: Eukaryota; Viridiplantae; Streptophyta; Magnoliopsida; Fagales; Juglandaceae
Exons: 1
Coding region: 1-1203 (400 amino acids)
Source: RefSeq, a predicted model, not a curated record